Messenger RNA from Lathyrus sativus (Indian pea), 444 nucleotides. NCBI's taxonomy places the organism in Eukaryota, Viridiplantae, Streptophyta, Magnoliopsida, Fabales, Fabaceae. The record is from the annotation of a GenBank genome assembly.
AUGGCAUACUUAGAUGAAAUAAGAGAAGCCCAAAGAGGCCGUGGUACAGCAACCAUUCUAGCUAUUGGUACCGCAAAUCCAUCAAACUGCAUUUACCAAUCUGAUUUUACAGAUUAUUACUUCCGAGUUACCAACAGCGAUCACAUGCCUCAACUUAAGAACAAAUUGAAACGUCUAUGUGAAAAUUCAAUGAUAAAGAAACGUUACAUGCACUUGACAGAAGAAAUGCUGAAAGAAAACCCAAACAUAUCAACUUAUGACAAACCAUCCCUCGACGCACGCCAAGAUAUAUCAGUUGCACAAUUACCAAAGCUAGGGGAAGAAGCUGCAUCAAAAGCCAUAAGAGAAUGGGGAAAACCAAAAUCUGAGAUAACUAUCUCAUAUUCUGUACAACUUCUGGCGUUGACAUGCCUGGUGCUGAUUAUCAACUCAUCAAACUCUUGA